GCAGGUUCUCAUUAGUCGACCACCGGCUUGCGAAUAAACGAGAUUAUAUACACUAAUUAUAUACCGAGUCAAUUUUUUAAAAGAGUAAAAAAAUUGUUUGUUAAGCGAAUUUUCAUAUAAUAGGAAUUAAAAGUAUUUAUUUUAUUUAUUAUUUAGGGAGUGAACAGUGAACUAAAGAACUUUGGUUUCAGAGGUUUUACCGGUAAUUAAUAUACAUUUUAAACAAAGGCGAGAAUAAAAGGAUUUCUUAACUAGGCCAUGUCGGCCGAUAUUACUGACGUAGCAAGAAUUCAGGAUGAGGACAUACUACGAAAAAUGUGGCAAGAAACCGAUGACUUUGGACGCAAAAAGGAGAUAAGGUCUCACAUGUACAAGCUACGUGAAGCUCGCCUAAAAGACUUUUAUAAUUCCGCGGACAUUAACACCGAGUUCUACCAGUCAUCAACUACUAAAUCAUCUACUGAAAAUACUGCGAAAUCUAAUAUGUCUACUAGUCACGCUGAUUUCUUAACAGAUCAAAGCUAUGAAACAUUAAAAAGUAAAGAAGUAAGAGAUGCUGAAAGUCCAACUAGAGAUAGUUAUAAUAAAACGAUACUGAGGCAUCAAGACCAAGGUUGGACAGUUAAUUCAUCUAACGAACGUAGCGCUGAUGGUAAGACCCACACGUCCUCACAUUCAGCUUCUACUUCUGGAACCCAACAAUUGGACAAAGGAAAAUUAGAUUAUGCAGCAAAACUGGAAGAAAAAGCAACAGUAUUUCAAGAUGGGGAUGACCAAAAUUUUGUUAAGUCCGUGGGAACUUCUUCCAGUUCUGUGAUUAAACAACAAGCUAGUGGAGGAGAUGAGCAUUCUAGUUUUAUGUCCUCUAGCAGUAAGAGCUCCUCUUCUUCUCGAUACGUCACUGAAAGUAAAAGUGCCACAGAAGAAAUACGGGCUUUGCCUUCAAGCACUAAAACCACCAGUGAUCAAGUACCAUAUUCGAGAAUCAAUGAAGAUAAUGCGACAUCGGUGGUUCAGAAAACUUACACGACUAAUGCUCCAAGCGAUAUUAAAAGGCAUCCCAACUAUGUUGAAGGAAAGACUAAGGUAACUCAGGAGACGAAAACUUUAGCAGAUGGCACCAUAGUAACAACAACACACUACGAGACUAAAGAUGGUAAUUCCACUUCAACUGCUACUCAUAAAAAGUACUCUAACAUCGGUUCGGCACAUCUGGAGCAAAGCAGUUCUUUCAAUAAAACUCACGAGCAAUCGAGCAAAUACAUAAACAAUGAUCGGAGGAACAGUACUAAUAAAACUAAUAAGAAAUUAAUUGAAUACGUUAUUGAACCAGCAAGUACUGUGGAUACAAGCAAUGACACACAUUUUAAAGAAACGAUUUCCAAUCAGCAAUCAUCUAAAACCACCAGACAGUCAUAUAGACAAGAUGAACAAGACUUUACAACUGAUAGCAGACGCAAACAAGAGACGAUAGAAUACGUAGAGAUACCUUUAGAAAUUCCUUCCAAUGAUCAAAAAGUCACAACCAAAACUACUACCACUAGAACCACAGUUUCUGAAAGCGUUCCGCAAGUUCAAACUGAUGUUACUUACCUCACUACCUCCACACACAAUAUUAAUCAAAACCAAGAGGUAAAUGAGACAAGAGGAGUUAGAGAUGAUCAUUUUAUUACUACGGAACGAAAACAUGAAGUGGAUACAAGGGCUCCCAAAAUGGGGCAUCCUGAAGAAAUUCCAAGAGUAGCAACUCAACCAGAAAGGCGAGCACCCGCUUCAUCACCAAAGUCUGAAAUGGACCAAAAAAGGCCUCCAACUGAAGGCCAAUACGAUACAACAUAUCGCAACGAUUUUACGAGUAAAAAAAUAUCGGUUGAAGUCAGUGCAACUCAUAAUGCAUUUGCAAGAUCAUUGAGGUCUAUUACACCCGAAAGAAUUACUAGAGGACCUAAAUCAGACAGCAGGAAUUCGUUGAGAAGCACUAGCAGCCCUGAAAAGAUGAGAUAUCCUUCAAGAUCAUCGCCUGAUCGUCAGAGUAGAGCGAAAAGUCCCAAAAAAAGAACUGAAAGAUUCUCAAGUACUGAAACUAUUACAUAUCCGAAAAACCGAAAAUCUUCAUUAAACGAGUCUCCAGAAAGACCGACGAGUAAACAAACUAGAAGAAGUAAAACUGAACAUUAUAGCACUGAGACUCUUACAAGAACUUCCAAUGUUCUCAGCAAUAAAUACGAGAAAGAUACUGUGGAUACGAGUACUCUUACAAGAAGAAAAGACAGCGCAAGACCUAGAAGCCCUUCUCCUACAGGUACUACCACCAGUGACUUUGAGUAUAUCCGGGAUGCAAAAGAUCUUACAGCCGACCUUAAUGAUGAAAUAAUUGUAAGAAGAAGUACUACUUCUGGUAAAAAAGAUGAUAGACCAUCAAGUCUCGACAUUACAACAAGGAAAACUAAAAAAGUUAAAGAAAGGUCUCCAACCUCACCUUUACCUGACUUUACCGGUCCUCGUACGUCACCUCCAAAGCAAAACUCUUUAAGUACUGAAAGUGCCUCAACCCUUGAGAGACCUAAACUUAUUAGAACUGAUACAUACGAAGAACGUGUUAAAGAACUUUUAGGCUUAACUAAAAGUACUAAUGAGGUACGGAGAAGCAGCCUGGAAAAGACUUCUAUAAAAAGAAGUUCAUUUAGUUCUAAAACUAGCAGCGAUGAUUUGACAAGGGUUACGAAAGAAUCAACUAAAAGGCAAUAUUCUGAUAGAAAGAGUCCUGCAAAAGAGCCUCAGAGAGGAAAAUCACCAGAGAAGGUUUCACCCACGACAGUCAAUAAGUCAAAGCCCACAAUAUCUGAAUUUCCGUCGCAAGCUAGGAAAUCUCCGGAAAAGGAGCCAUUGGGGCCGUAUCCUGAAAAAUCUAGGUCCACUAAGACAGCGCCAAGCGUCUCUGAAUUUCCAUCGCAAAUUAGGAAAUCUCCAGAGAAGCAGCCAUUGGAGCCUUAUCCUGAAAAAUCUAUGCCUACUAAGACAGCGCCAAGCGUCUCUGAAUAUCCGUCGCAAAUUAGGAAAUCUCCAGAAAAGGAGCCUUUGGAGUCUUAUCCUGAAAAAUCUAGACCCACUAAGAUAGCGCCAAGCGUCUCUGAAUUUCCAUCGCAAAUUAGGAAAUCUCCAGACAAGGAGCCUUUGGAGUCUUAUCCUGAAAAAUCUAGACCCACUAAGAUAGCGCCAAGCGUCUCUGAAUUUCCAUCGCAAAUUAGGAAAUCUCCAGAGAAGCAGCCAUUGGAGCCUUAUCCUGAAAAAUCUAUGCCUACUAAGACAGCGCCAAGCGUCUCUGAAUAUCCGUCGCAAGUUAGGAAAUCUCUAGAAAAAGAGCCUUUGGAACCUUAUCCUGAAAAAUCUAGGCCCACUAAGAUACCGCCAAGCGUAUCCGAAUUCCCGUCACAAAUUAGGAAAUCUCCAGAAAAGGAACCUUUGGAACCCUGUCCUGACAAAUCUAAACCUACUAAAGUAACGUCAAGUGUGUGCGAAUUCCCGUCACAAAUCAAAAAAUCUCCAGAAAGGGAGCCUCUUGAACCGUAUCCCGAAAAAUCUAGGCCUACUCAUACAGCACCUAGUGUAUCUGAAUUUCCAUCACAAAUUACAAAAUCUCCAGAAAAAGGACCUAUGGAAACAUACCCUGAAAAAUCUAAGUCUACCAAGAAAACUCCUAAUUCUUCUGAAUUUCCAUCACAAAUAAGAAUAUCUCCAGAAAAGGAGCCUUUGGAACUUUACCCAGAAAAAUCUAAGCCCACCCAGAAAACUCCUAGCAUUUCUAAAUAUCCAUCACAAAUCAGGAAAUCUCCAGAAAAGGAGCCUUUAGAACCUUAUCCAGAAAAAUCUAAACCUACUAUGAAAACUUCCAGCGUUUCUGAAUUCCCAUCGCAAAUCAGAAAAUCUCCAGAAAAAGGACCUAUCGAACCAUACCCUGAAAAAUCUAAACCUACUAAGAAAACUCCUACCGUUUCUGAAUUGCCAUCACAAAUCAGAAAAUCCCCAGAAAGGGAGCCUUUGGAUCGUCAUCCAGAAAAAUCUAAGCCUACUAAGAAAACUCCUAUUUCUUCUGAAUUUCCAUCACAAAUCAGAAAAUCUCCAGAAAAGGAGCUUUUAGAACCUUAUCCAGAAAAACCUAAACCUACUAUGAAAACUUCCAGCGUUUCUGAAUUCCCAUCGCAAAUCAGAAAAUCGCCAGAAAGGGAACCUUUGGAAUGUUAUGCGGAAAAAUGUAUGCCUACUAAGAAAACACCCACCGUUUCUGAAUUUCCAUCACAAAUUAGAAAAUCUCCAGAAAAAGGACUUAUCGAACCACACCCUGAAAAAUCUAAAUCUACUAAGAAAACUCCUACCGUUUCUGAAUUCCCAUCACAAAUUAGAAAAUCUCCAGAAAAAGAGCCCUUGGAAUCAUAUCCAGAAAAAUAUAAGCCUACUAAGAAAACUCCCAACUCUUCUGAGUCUCCAUCACAAAUAAGAAAAUCCCCAGAAAGGGAGCCUUUGGAUCGUCAUCCAGAAAAAUCUAAGCCUACUAAGAAAACUUCCAGCGUUACGGAAUUCCCAUCACAAAUCAGAAAAUCUCCGGAAAAGGAGCCUCUGGAGCCCUAUCCUGAAAAGAUAUCAACUAAAAUCAGCUUAGAUAUCUUAGAGCUUCGUGGAUCAAACAUAUCUGAGCCAGAUCAAGAUCUUAGACAACCAGGUGCUCAACCGCAAUCGCCAACCGAAAUAUCCUCAAAAGUAAAGAGAAUCAAUAAAUUUGAUAAAACUUUAAAAACAAGGACCUCGUCAGAAAGUUCAACAUCCUCUGAGGAAGACGUACAUGAAGAAUUCAGUUCAGAAACAGUAACAUACACCGAAAAUCAAAAACCUGUUGCUGAACCUAUUUUAGAGAAAAAGAUAUUCAGUAAGCUUUGCCAAGCUGAUGAACUUUUAAUUGAUAAGAAGAAAAUCGCACGAGAAUUCAUUGAAUCUGAGAUUGUUGAAAGUAAGCAAACAUCAUCGACAAAGCUUAAGAUAGCAAAGAAGCAGCCGAUAAAGAAGGUAGAACCUCCAAAGCAAGAACUGAAAAAACCCAUAACUAAGAAGAUAGUCAAAACUGAAAGCGUCAAUAAAACAAAUAAUAUUCGAAAAGAUAUUUCAAAGGAUAGAAUACCAGUAAGAACCCCAACCAAAAGCACUACUGAGACUUCUGUUCUUACAAGAACAAUUAAGAAAGAUAUUCCAAAGACGAAACCUCAGAAACCAACUGAGGUUUAUAGGGUGGAAAAAACUAAAUUUAUUACAGCUACUGAUGAUAAAUCCUCCAAAGCUCCCAGAACUAUACCCAAAAAAGAACCGUAUAAAAAAACAGUGGAAAUCAAAAAUACUCUUGAAAAUAUUGAGCACUCGGAAAACCUUAAAGAAGAUAAAUCAAUUCAUAUUAGAACAAACCGUGUGGAUGACACCGUAACAAAGAAAAAAGUUACUAAAACGAUCUUGCUAAAUGGUGACAUAGAAAAACCUAAAUCGAGAGAAUCACCCACCAAAACAUUUACUCUAACCAAAAAAACACCAAUCAAUGUCAAACCAAUCAACAAAGUAGCCGAAGCAAAACCGAAACAGACAUCAACAAUUCAAUCGAAGUACUCGACAACAGUUAAAAAAGUUGUUAAGGACACGAGACCAAGCGCCACUAAGCCUGUGGAUGCUAAAAAACAUAUUGUAACUGCCACAAUCAAGGUAUCGCCAAGAACAAUUCCAAAACCAACACCAAAACAAACUGCAGUAAAACCAGUGAAACCUGCUGAAAAGCCCUUACAUGUCAAGAAGGUGAGCAAACCUAUUUCUAACGGUUAUCAAUCAUCUGACACAGAAGAUGAUGAGUCUAACAUCGAGAGCGUCGAAGGAUCUUUCAUCGAUUUGACUGAAACAACCACAGAACGUAUCACAGAUUCAACCAGAAAAAUUGAAUCUGACAGUGAAGACAUUCACAGAAGAGUGAUUACUACUAAAACUGUUUUAAUAAACUCAGAUAAUUUCCCAGAACGUGAAAUAAUAGUAAAUCUUCAAAGAUCUAAGUCUUCUAGAGAACCUUCGCCAGACAGAGUGUAUGCUAGGCCGCUAACGAGUGAUGAAGAAGACGACUCAUACGCACCUGCAAGAUAUCCAGAUCAAAUAUUUGAACCAGAUGAUGGCUCUCCAAGAAGGAAGCCCAAAAAAUUAACUGAUAUGCCUAUAUUUGAAAAUGAUGACUUUUCCGAGACUAGAAUUACUGAAGUAGUAGACGCUACAACUAGAAUUGAUGAAACCAAUGUGCAUAAAGUUGAGGAAACUGAUGAAAGUUUACUGAGUAUCGACAAGAAAAUUAAUAAAUUUUUGAAUACUGCUGAAAAAUUGACAAAGGAACCCCUUAAGCCAAAGCCUGGAAAGGUAGAGAGACCUACUUUGGAAGUAACAGAGGACUUAAAAGAAGAUGAAUGUUUGUUAAGCGUGUCUGAUAAAGUUAGCAAGUUCCUUACUACAGCUGAACAACUCACUUCUGAAGCACCCAAAUCAAAACCUAAGAUUCCUAAUGAUAAUAUAAAUAUUCGAAAAAAAAAUGUAAUAACUACCACUGAAACCACUCUGCCAGGACAUGUACCAAAGGUUCCACGCCCAGAUGUAGCUAAUGUAGAUGAUACCCUUAAAGAAGACGAAUGCUUAUUAAGUGUAUCAGAUAAAGUUAGCAAAUUUAUUUCAACUGCGGAAAAACUCACAUCUACCGCAACUACUAAACCGGUUAGUCUUUCAAAAAUAGACCCAAUACCUACAAAGGCAAAGUCAAAAUCUCCUGAAAGGCAAUCUCCUAGUAAAGAAAAUGAGGCUGUGCCGAUACCAAAACCUCGCUCUCCAGAAAGACGAUCUCCAACUAAGGAUCAAACUGCAGGAUUUAUCGAUACUGAAAGAACCGAAGAAAUACGAACUCGUAAAUCUCAAUCACUCUCGCCAACACGUAGAUCACCAUCACCUGUUUUAAAAUCUUUUGCAGAACCAACCAAUGACCUUAAAACACCUCGAAGGCCAUCAAAAGAAGAUUUUAAAAUAAGCAACAUUACAAGAUUAAGAGGCAAUGAGAGUAUUAAAAAAGCGAAAGCCCUUUUUGAAAAUAUUAGUCAAGAUAACGAUACACCAUGGCAAAAAGAUGUACUUAGCAGACCAUCAGUAUUUAGUGCAAACAAAAGUAGUAAAGUGGUAGAAGAUCGUCAGGAAGUCAAGCGGUUUACGGAAUCCAAAAAAUCAAUUGCUGGAGACACUAUAGUGGUCGAGAAACAACUAGUAGGAAGACAAUCACCGGAAAGACUAGUCCGGAAAUCACAGUCACCCAGAAAAUCUCCAGAAAGGCAACCAUCACCUGAUAAAUACCAUGAAAUAAAACCAUUCAGGCCAAGUUCACCUGAAAAAAUACCAGAAAUUUUAACUCCAACCGAUCAAGAAUCAAUCAGAAAAAUGAGAAGUCGUGAUACUACUCCAGAAGGAGAUCUACCUCAUUACAUGAAACCUCUGGAUAGGAGCUUGAGGCCAAAUAGUCCUCAUAGGGAUAAUAUCCCCAAAGCGAAGCCUCAGCCAGUCCAACAACCAAUUCAUCCCGACGAGGUUGAUAUUAGGCAAACGAAGUUUGGUGUGACCUUAAAGAGGACUGACUCAGGGCGGACAGCAAGCAACAUAGAAACUUCCGCAAUAUCCACUGAGCGAAGGAAGAGCAGCAUAACCACGGAAAAACGAGUAACUGAAGAGGAAAUUGAUGAUAUUUUUGAAUUGAAAAUUUUAGAAGAAUUGUUGGAGAAAGUUGUCGGAUAUGACUUACGCCGUAAGAUUCGAACCCAAAUCAGACUAGUUAAGAAACUGACAUCAGAAGGCAAAUUGGAAAGCUAUAUUACCAGCAGAAAAACAAUUCCUCAGGAAGCUAUUACCCGCAGAGGAUCCAGCCCAUCAAAGACGAUCAAGACAACCAAAAUAACUGAAACUCAAUCGAGCAGUUUUACUCGUAGUCCGGAAGAUAAACUAGAAGAUGUUGAGAUUAAGAUAGAGCAAAAACGUAGAGGUUCUAGUCCGUUCAAGACAAUCAAACCAUCCAAAAGCCCUGAUAGGAAAACUGUAGUAGAUGGUAGCUGCUUUAAUCAAACUGAUAUUACCGAGAGAAGGAGCAGUGUGGAACAAAGUUCAGAGUACCAAUCAUCAUAUUCUUAUAACGAGCGAAGAUCAUCGACUGAAUCUUCAUCUCUUGUAACUAAAGCUAAGAGUCCUGAGCGUAACACCACAAGUCCACAGAGAACUGUUCCUGGAAAAAGAGUAUCUGAAUCGAUAGAAAUCAUACCUGGUGGUAAAGUCACUACUAUUCAGACUACCGAAACUGUUCCAGAAGGAACUAGGACGACAACCACAAAAACUACAGAAAAAUCUUUUACCACAUUAAAGAAAGUAACUCCACCAACGAAAAAGAUAAUAGAAGAUAAUCAACCCGAAUGGGUUAAGCAGAGAAACCUAAGAAAUACCAAACAAACAGUGGCUUCUAGUGCAAAAAAAAGUCAAACUAGCACCAACACCAGUACAAAAAAAACUACAAGAACAAGUCCAGCAAAAGAAGUUAAGGGCACUGACAUAAUAACCUCUAGUUAUGGAGUGGGCCCUACUGAUGAACAUGGUACUCCUUUAUUUGGAUUAAAAGCUUUGAGAGCUCAGAAUAAGAACGAGAAUAUUAAAGUUCAAGGGACGGUGAUUCGAAGCGAAUAUUAUUCCGAAAAUGACCAAGAGCCGGUUGGACAAAUAAGUGUUACGAAAUAUUCGAGCGAUCCGAACGAUUUAAGGCAAGACGGGCCUGUAUCUAUGGAUGGAAAUGUGACAAGUGUCACUACAACGCAGAAAUUUGGUUACAAGGAUACGCCCUCCUUGAAAACUUUAACUAAUAAUAAAAAAGAAAUAUGCGAUAGUACCGAAAAAUCUACAAGCAAAACUACAAAAAUUAGCCGAAGGGGGUCAGUAAAAGAAAUUUCUAAGAAAUUUAUUGAUAGUGCAGUUGAAAGUUUGAAGAAUGAACGGCAAACAACCUAUCCAAAGGCAGGUUUGAUCUUGCGCAGUUCCAGCUUCAAGAGUACGAACGGCGAAGGUGAGCCAAGCCGAGAAUCUUCUCCAGCUGAUGACAGAGAAGCCGAUAGUAGUACAGUAACUGUGAGAACUAUCAAGUCAAGCGGUGAAACGUUCUUGUCAAAUAAAAGUAGGAUUACUGACGCCCAAGAUGUGAUCACAAGAAUGAAAAAUGAAGAAUAUGAGGAAGGGGACACUGAAGAGGAUAUUGCUGCCAGAGGGUUGUUAAAUAAGUUUAUAGGAUCUCAAGUGAUGUUAUCUGGAAUGGAAGCGUGUGCAAAGUCAACAUCAACGACGUCUAGGAUUAUAUCAUCUCCUGUUAGUACUGUUAGAAGAUCAACGAAAAUAACUACUACAAUGACGGAAGACGGUAAACCGACCACAACGACAAGAGUCUUUCAAAGGCCAGUGACAGAAGAAGAAUUAGAAACUGUUUGGGACGAGCAAAGUCUUAGACUGUUGUUAGAGCAAAGCACCGAGUACGAGGAACGUAAAAUAAUCAGAAUCAGAUUACGCCAAGUAAUGGCCGAACAAGAAGUGUGCACAGCUUUAGUCGACGAGGCCACAAGAGGUGAAGAACCAAAGACCCCCACGACCCCAACAACUCCGGGACAACUAGAGGAAGCUGUAGAGACCACCAAAGAAGUUAAGAAGGAGGGUGACAUUACCACUACGAAAGUUACCACAAGAGUUACCCAGCAGCGUGUCGUGGCACCUAAGCCCAUCUCGCCUUUCGCCAAGUUUCGGCAGUUGGACAAACAAAACAGUGUCAAUAAACCCACCCCUCCAAGCACCCCGGGGACACCCCGUGGCUCUGGGCCCCUGUUUAAAUUCACUGACUCGGCCCUGACGCAGUCCGCGAGCACAAUAAAAGAUCGCCUUUUGCACUGGUGUCGGAUGAAGACUAAGGAGUAUGAGAACAUUCAAUUAGACAACUUCUCGAGCAGCUGGGCAGACGGACUGGCCUUUUGUGCCCUGAUUCAUCACUUCCUGCCCGACUCUUUCGAGUACAGCGCCCUCACGCCCAAAGAGCGAAGACAUAAUUUUGAGUUGGCGUUCCGAAUUGCAUAUGAGAAAGCCGAUAUCUAUCCUCUAUUGGACGUAGAAGACAUGUUAGAAACUCGAAAGCCGGACUGGAAGUGCGUUUUUACUUACGUCCAAUCAAUUUACAGACGCUUCAAAGAUGACGACUAAAUUCAAUUUCGUUUUAUUGCCAAAAGGCCUGUAGUAGCUUUAAUUUUUGUAUUCUACCCGAUUACUAAUAUUGAAAGAAAUAUAUAAUGUGCUGUUUUAAUUAAAAUCAGAUUCGUAUUGUAGUCAGUCGGGUAAGGUUUUAUUAUUAUCAUAAAUUAAAUUUGGCAAAUUUAUUGUGAAUGUUGUUCCUUUUAUAAAGUUUGAUGUUGAAUAUU
This is a messenger RNA of Anthonomus grandis grandis, 10526 nucleotides long. Its product is annotated as titin. The transcript has 23 exons. Gene Ontology annotation, biological process: actin cytoskeleton organization. The record is from RefSeq and is a predicted model, not a curated record. Gene Ontology annotation, molecular function: protein binding. Gene Ontology annotation, cellular component: microtubule organizing center; filamentous actin. Bases 259 to 10311 code for a protein of 3350 amino acids. NCBI's taxonomy places the organism in Eukaryota, Metazoa, Arthropoda, Insecta, Coleoptera, Curculionidae.